Molecule: messenger RNA, 6855 nt
Organism: Rhagoletis zephyria (snowberry fruit fly)
Lineage: Eukaryota; Metazoa; Arthropoda; Insecta; Diptera; Tephritidae
Gene: trr
Product: trithorax-related
Biological process (GO): positive regulation of transcription by RNA polymerase II
Cellular component (GO): nucleus; MLL3/4 complex
Molecular function (GO): transcription coactivator activity; protein binding; histone H3K4 methyltransferase activity
Source: RefSeq, a predicted model, not a curated record
AUAAUUAAAUAUACAAUACUAUUAUUCAGUUGUAUAUGCGCGGACAAAUGAAUAAAAGGACUCAGCAUGAAUCAGAUUAAAAAUAUUGGAAUACCUGAAAAUCCGAAGCAGUCUAACUUCCCAGGUGAAAAUGUUGCCGCAGUAAAGAGAACUAACCAAACAGAAAUCAAUAUCACUUCUACGAAGAAAAUUAAAUUGGACGGGACAAAUAAUACUGUUUGGAAUACAGAGGCCACAUUAAUGAAAAAGCCUCUUUGCGAUGGCAAUAAGGACGAUCUUAUUAGAACGGGGUUUAAGAGGGAAUCCGCAACAAAAACAUUUGCAAGUUUUCAAAACCAGGAUAGUGAAAUUUCAACAGAAAGAGGAAAAGCGGCCUUUAAUCCCAUUCGACAUCUGGGUAGGACUCUUAAUAACUCGUCGCCGUCGAGUCCCCUUAAUGCGGAUGACUUCGUUGUGGUAGCUUCGAGCUUAGCGGAUUGUAUUGAUGACAAAGAUUGUGAUAGAAGCAAUAAAAUUAAACAAGUUUCUGAAACAAAUUUUACUUUAAUAAAUGCCAGUGCUAGUAGCCGUAAAGAUACAAAUACAAAAUGCUCUGCACAAUCAGACUGCAAAGAUUCUGCGUUAUCGCAUAUAAAUCCAGAAGGUAGUUCAAACGAAAUAGAUCUGGUUAUGUUACCUUCUGUACAGGAUCAGAAGUCAAAUCAACAGUUGUCGUCUCUAACUUCUGAUAGUAAUAGUCACUCUGGGCCACCUACACGCAUUGUAACUUCCGGUACUAACAUAAUGCGCCAAGGUACAGUCACUUAUACCCGUAUAACCACCGCUGGCACCAUAUCUACCGGAUUACCGUCUACUGCAACUGUAUUAAACCGUAUGAAUAUUUCUCCAACUUUGAAGAAUCAGCAAGUAAUGGUGACAACUAAGAAGCUUGCGUCUGAAGUGACACAAACUACAGCAAAAGUUUCAAUUGGUAAUACCACAAUAUCUGUCCCAUUGUUAAAGCCCCUUAAUUCUUCGCAACUAAUGCAUCCAACAAGUUCAGGACACAGUGAUCCUCAAAAGCAAUCGCAAACGACAACGGCAACAUCGUCACAACCGCUUUCUACUCAAACUCAAAUAAAUUUGAGCAAAAUACUGAACGCAAAACGCGGCCAAAAGGGAAAUCAUCCAACAAUAGUUUCGCUCUCACAGCUUCAAAUCAAGCCCGUGUCAACAACAAAGCUUGUCCAAACCAAGGUUUUUAGUAAGAAACUACCACAAGUCCAGUGCACAGUAACUACAAAUUCUCAGACCCAUUCUGGUCUUGUGACCAUUGCUGUAUCGAAAGCCAAACAAAGCAUAGCGUUAACUCAAUCUGGCUCAAAGAAGUCCAAUAUAAGCCAAAAACAUGAUUCUAGUAGAGUUUUACUAAAUAACCCAACUUUGGAAGAGGCAUCCAGUGUACUAGAUAAGAAUUUUGGUAUGGAAAAUGCGGAUGCCGGGAAUGAAAAGUUGGAAAAAUCAACAUCCGAAUGUAAUGUGCUUGACUCCAAUAUUUCGCUAAAUUUAGGUUCAAUAGAGAAACCAUUGAAAAUCAUGUCUCCUGGUAUAGAUGAAAUAUCACUAAAUAAAACAACGGCCACCAUCAAAAAGGUUCUAAACCCAAACGUAAACAUCUUACCUUUGUUAACGCCGCUAUCAAAAAACUCCGAACAGCAAGGAGGCACAGGAAUUUAUCCAGCUGUUAGCAUAAUUAGGCAAACAGCACCGCAAUUAAUAACAACUUCAGCCACAACCACCUGCGCAUCCGUGUCGACAAGCGCGUCGGACACUAGUAUCCAAACAGAUUUCCAUAGUUCAAAGUCGGCAAAUGUAAAUAAUAUGUGCGGAAAGUUAAAUACCACUUCUUUAAUAUCGAUCCCUAAAAACAUUUCUUUGGUUUUAUCUAAAAACAACAUUAGUCAACAAGGUAAAGCAACAAUAAUGUCUGCGAAUUCUAUUAGAAAUGCAGGCACCAUUGACCAUAAGGUUAAAAAAAUUAAUUUAACUGUAUCGAGCGGCCUAAAUGUUACGGCAGUUAAUUCGAUUAAUAUGACACAGUCAUUCAAUGUCAGUAACACAUAUUCUACAGCAAUCCAAUCACAUUCGCAAGAAGCGAGCCAGAUUAAUAAAUCCACCGUUAUUUCCGUUGCAGUGCAACCUUCCAAUUAUAUUAAUUCAUCUGAUCAAACUUUACUAUCACGUAAAACUGUGAAAGUGACACCAUAUACAUUAUCUACACUGGGACAACAUUUAGAUAAGAGAUGCAGGUCUUCUGAGGGACAUGAACAGGAUAAUCGCCAAAAUGUAACUCAAAAUAUAGACGUUUUGCCGGCAAAACGCAGCAAACAUGAUAAUUCGGAAAGCACUACAGAUAUUUUUGAAGUUAUUGAAAAGAAAGAUGUUACUGAAAAUUCCCAUGGCUUGGGCGAAACGAAACCUGUAAUAAACAUGGACAAGCAUGGAAACGUUGAACUUAAUCAGCCGUCCAUAAUAGUUUCUAAGUCUGAGGAAUCAAACAAUGUUCUGCUAAAGAAGCUUCUUCAAAACUCCAGCAGCACGCACAAUGUCAAUAUUUUAUCCACAAAUGUGCAAAACCCAGCAAAUACUUCAACGGCAGGACAAAUAUGUAAUCAAGUACUCCCUGCCCGUAAAGUUAUCAAUGUGCGUGCACCUAGUUUGGGUUUAGUGAGUUCGCUGGAAGCGCAAUUGGCACGCCCGGUUAUACCUCCAGUUCCAGCAAACACUUCUGCGCAGGGUCAAACCAAUAUUUCCAAAUCGCAGAAGAGUGAUUCUCAGGAAGAGUUGCAAAAUAAAGUCAAUAACGAAAGCAUUACUUUACAAAGUGAUGCCAAAAUAAAAUCUAUCCAAGUUAUUUCAAAGGAAACCUCAUUCGUCUCCAAUCCAAAUAUAACACAGUUCUCAUUAGAUGACGCGCGUCACUCGAAAACAUUAGGCGCAGGUCAGGAGUCGGAGUUUGAAACGUUAAAUCAAAGCAAUCCAAUUAGUUCCUGUGAUAAAAACGAUGCUAGUAACAAACAAUUUCGAAACCAAUCUCACGAUGCUUCACCCAAAGAUAACAAUGGAAAUGACUUUAAAGAACAUGGAAAUGUACAGGGAAAUCAGUCGCAGUCUAGCCAAGCACGUACACCAACACGUACUGACAGCAUAAAAGAACAACAUUCGAACAACGAGCCGCCAUCCAUCGUAUCUGUAAAUUUAGAAAGAAAGGAAGAGACUAACAGCGAAAAUAUCUCAAACUUGGGAACAACUCUUCCGGCUUCAACGGCUGUGAAUGAAAAUCCUGAGAAUUGCGAAAGGCUAAAGAAUACCAGCAAAGGGUCAAAAACAUAUAAGAACAAUUUAUUAGACACGGCGGGUAAAUCAAAAACAGCAUUAAAAAACGAGAACGGCGGACAAAGUUCAAAUGUAUCUUCGUCGGUCACUUUAAAAAUUGAUAACAACGCUAGUGCAAAUGAAAGAAAAAUACCGACUGAAUGCAAUGCGCCAGCUAAUACUGCACCCGGGACUCAGAAGACAGUCGGUGACAAAGAUAUUGAAUCUAGAAAAAAACGGAAAAGAGAAUAUCAGAAGCACCGCAGACAACUCCUUAGCGGCAAGGAGUUUACAGCCAACACAGUAAACUCUACUUCAAGUGUACCUGGAACCAAAAAGAAGUCAAGAAAGCUGAGUAAAAUAGAGGAGGACUAUGACAACUUUAUUGACAAUUUAAUGGUCAAUUUAAAACAAAUGAAACCUCUGCAAGUUUUGGAACCUUUAUUAAAUAGAAACUUCAUUGUUUGCAGUACUUAUGGACUAAAUAGUAAUCUUCCCCGCGGUGUAAAUAGUAAAGAUAAUGGAGAUCUUUCUCUUAGUCCACCGCUUUUGGGAGAGUACGGCAAUGCGCAUCGUUCCAAUGCAGUCACUUUGUACGACUCGGGAUCAUUUUAUCCAUCCGAAAGCAAUAAGGAAAAACAGUUGUCCACGAUACAAAAUGAUUUUUAUGACCAAGAGUUCUUGCCAAAUAUGCGAAGUAAUUAUUACGAUCGCUUCUUACGAAUAUGGGGCUUUAUGAAAGAGCGUAACAUUGAAUCGUCAGAAAUUAUCACGAAUAGUUGUGUCAAUAAUACCGACACAGCGGACGCUGUAGGAGAGAAAUUUAAUCGGUACUCAUUACAUCAAUUUAUUUAUCCCGGUUUGGUGGUAAUGAAUAAAAACAGUGAUCAUUAUUUGGGCCGUAUGUCUCCAAGUAUACCGUUUAUCGAGCCAACAUUUAAUGCCAAAAAGAAUUGCUUUUUAAAACCGUUUCACAAAAUUGACGACAUUGAAAAUGUAAAGCAUUCUAUUACAACAGCAAGUGAUGUAAGGACAAAGUGCGACGAUGGCAACAAUCGAGGAGUUACGUUAUCUGUACAGUUAUCUGCUGUUAAUAAUAUAUUUGGUGUGCUCAAAGACUUGGCAAAUUUAUUGCAUAUUCCAGCGCCUUCGAUGUAUAAAAUUAUUGAUACACCUACAUUUAAUUUAUCCCGCGAUCUUUCACCUAAGAAAAAUAAUAAUUUAAUAGCUAAAAGUCAAAUAAGUUUUCAGCAAGAUAUUAUCUGCGGUAGAAAGAAAGUAUGCUACAAUUGUGGAACCUCGGUUUCAGAGGUUGGAAUUCAAGCAUUUAAAGUUCCUUUCUGUGAUACAAAAGGAGUUCCCAAUUCUACUUUUCCUCCGAAUUUGGAGCCAAUGAAGUUGCAAUUCUGUGACAAAUAUUGUUAUGAACAAUAUAAGUGUCCUAACAAACCACAAAUUGCAAGUUUGACACCAAAAGUGGAAGAAGUACCAAUGAAUGUUGAGCAAAAGUUUAGUGAUAAAAAUUUGAAUGUAAUCAGAACUAAUGUAUUACAAAGUAAUGCUGUUAAAAAGCACGAAAAAAAAACUUGUUACAAGCACUACAAUGAUAACUGUUUUAAAGAUGUGAAAAAGAAUUGUUGUAUCGCUGAAAACGAGAUAAAAGGUUCUACUAUCUGUAAAAAAGACACAUAUUCGGAAGAAAACUGCGAACAAAGUGGAUUUGCUGGCUGCGUUUUAGAUAGUCCUUUUGAAGAUAUUCGUCACUGUGUUUUUUGUUAUCAACGUGGAGAUGGCGCUCCCAAUGGACCGUCACGAUUACUAAAUUUCGAUAUCGAUAAAUGGGUACACUUAAAUUGCGCGUUAUGGUCCAGCGAAGUUUACGAGACUAUAAGUGGAGGUCUUAUGAACUUUCCAGCAGCUUUACAUGUGGGACUCAAUCAGUCGUGUAGUGGUUGCCAACAACUAGGCGCAACUGUGCGAUGCUUCAAAAAUCGCUGUACGCAAGUUUUCCACCUACCGUGUGCAAUAAGAGAGAAUUGUGUGUUCUACAAAAAUAAAACUAUACAUUGUCAGCAGCAUGCAACUCGUUUAGAAAAGGAAAACGAACUUACAUCUCUUAUCGUUCAAAGAAGAGUAUUCGUUGAACGGGAUGAAAAUCGCCAAGUCGCAACUGUGAUGCAUCACUCGGAAUUAACAAAUUUACUUCGAGUGGGUACUUUAAUCUUUUUGAAUGUCGGACAAUUACUUCCACAUCAAUUAGAAGCCUUUCACAAUAUGGAUCAUUUAUACCCCGUAGGCUAUAAAGUUAUUCGUUUCUACUGGUCGAUGAAAAAACUAAAUCGGCGAUGUCGAUAUGUAUGUUCAAUAGCUGAAGUUGCUGGUCGCCCUGAAUUUAGAAUUCAGGUUCAGGAAUCCGGAAACGAAAUCGAAUUACGUGACUCCUCGCCGAAUGCUGUCUGGAAACAAAUUUUGACACCGAUUGCAUCCCUGCGCAAAAGGACUAAAGUUAUACAGCUUUUUCCUCAAUUUAUAUCCGGAGAAGAUCUUUUUGGAUUAACCGAGCCUUCUGUGGUUCGAAUCAUAGAGAGCUUACCGGGGAUAGAAACCUUGACGAACUAUCGCUUUAAAUAUGGGCGUAACCCUUUGUUAGAGCUUCCCCUUGCAAUAAAUCCCAGUGGAGCUGCGCGCACCGAGCCCAAACAGCGGCAAAUCGUUGCUUGGAGAAAACCACAUACGCAGCGUACUGGCUCUACCGCGAAUCAGCGCAUGGCGAAUUCCACAACAUCUACAGUUGCUGGAGAAAUAGCUUGUCCUUAUAGCAAGCAAUUUGUCCACUCUAAGAGUUCGCAAUAUAAAAAAAUGAAACAGGAAUGGAGAAACAAUGUGUACUUGGCAAGAUCGAAGAUACAAGGACUUGGUUUAUAUGCUGCGCGAGACAUAGAAAAACACACCAUGAUAAUCGAAUAUAUUGGGGAAGUUAUUCGCACCGAAGUUUCAGAAAUCCGGGAGAAGCAAUAUGAAGCAAAGAAUCGAGGAAUCUAUAUGUUCCGUCUGGAUGAGGAUAGAGUUGUUGAUGCUACCUUAUCAGGAGGAUUAGCGCGAUAUAUUAAUCACGCUUGCAAUCCGAAUUGUGUAACGGAGACUGUUGACGUUGAUCGUGAACUUCGGAUUAUCAUAUUUGCUAAGCGAAGAAUCAAUAGAGGUGAAGAGCUGUCGUAUGAUUAUAAAUUUGAUAUCGAAGACGAUGCUCAUAAGAUAUCUUGCAUGUGUGGUGCCCCUAAUUGUAGAAAAUGGAUGAACUAAGCGGCUAUUUUAUUUUAGUAAAGAAUAUUAUGCAAACUCAUAUCAAUAUUAUAUAAAUUAAGAAGAAAAAAUAUUAACUUUAGCUAGUCUUAAGCGAAUAUAUUUAAUAUCUUACUUCGUUAUAUAAUUAUAAUAUUAUAUUAAGUUAAAGUUACGUGGAUCUUUUUAUCCGUGCAUAAAUGAAAAAAUUUAAAUCCG